Messenger RNA from Carassius carassius (crucian carp), 1345 nucleotides. RefSeq names its product G protein-coupled receptor 82 (gene gpr82). Gene Ontology annotation, biological process: G protein-coupled receptor signaling pathway. The transcript has 2 exons. Bases 74 to 1171 code for a protein of 365 amino acids. NCBI's taxonomy places the organism in Eukaryota, Metazoa, Chordata, Actinopteri, Cypriniformes, Cyprinidae. Gene Ontology annotation, cellular component: plasma membrane. Gene Ontology annotation, molecular function: G protein-coupled UTP receptor activity; A1 adenosine receptor binding. The record is from RefSeq and is a predicted model, not a curated record.
CACAGGCAAGUUUCUGCAAGUAAAACGUCAUGAACAUGACUUUCAGAAGACGACGAGUAAAGGAACCAGCAUCAUGUCUGUGCAAGGGGACUUCACAAAUCAUUCCACAGAAAUCAUUAGUACAGGCGGUAAUCAAAGCACAUGCAUGACAAAGCCUGAAGCAAGCCAUGAAACCAUGUUGCCUUGGCUCUAUCUGGCUUUGGCUGUCAUGGGCCUUCCAACCAAUGGAAUAGUCUUGGUGGAUCUUUGGAGAUCAGAGAGGACACCCACUAACAUCUUCACUUUGAACAUAAUCAUGUCAGACCUGCUGAUGGGCUGCAGUUUUUUCUUCAGAAUAGCCUACUACAAAGAAAAUACCAACUGGUUAUCUGGAACUCCAGCCUGCAAUGCAUUCGAGCUGAUCAUUUUCUCUUGCUUCUACAUAAACCUCUAUUGCAACAUGUGUUUCCUUUUGUGGACCAGCAUUAAUCGGUAUACCACAGUGGUUAAACCAGGCUGCGCCAUAUUUCAGAUCUUUAAACAUACACGGUCUUGUUGGAUCCUCUGCUUUUCUACCUGGCUGGUUGUCAUCACAGUUGUGUAUGCUAGCAUGGGGGUCAAACUGAGCCUACAAGUUGAAGGAACCUGCUUUGACCAAGUUGUCAAUAGUUACAUUGUCUAUAAAGAUCAGUUCAAUACUAUCCACAGCUUGGGUGUGUCAACAUUUUUCUUCAUUUUGUGCUUAAUGCUGGUCAGCUAUAGCCUGCUGGUCUUCCAUCUGCAGAAGAUAAGGGGAGGAAGUCUAGUCGGCACUGGAUUUGGGCCCGGAGGGGGUCUGAAGGUUCGCAGGAAGAUCCUGGCCUCUGUCAUAAUAUUUGUACUCUGCUUCCUACCCUACCAUGUGCAAAGGAUCAUCUUAUUAACAUCAGAGCAUAAAAAAUGUCAGGAAGAGUUUAAGAUUAAAACGGGCACCAUCUUCAUUGCAGCUCUGAGCUGUUGCCUGCAUCCCGUCCUUCAGCUGGUGUUUCGUUUGCGCUGCUGUCGAGCCAAUCGCAACCACAGAGUCAAACCCAAAACAGAGAUCUCCAAGACCCUGGACACACCUCAAAUACAUACUAUAAAUGUGACAGAACACGCUGAAGAACCUAAGGAAAAUGAAACUGAAUUAAGUCACCAGCAACCAAAAUCAUAGUUUUGAGAAAUUGAAAACUUUGCAUUUCCUGUGAGAUGCAUGCACCAAUGCUAACCUCAUGCUAACCUCGGAUAACUGUGUUUUGCUGCCAUUACUGUUUGGCAGAAGCAAAACUUUGUAAAACCAGUUUACAUGGUAGUGCGCUACCUCAGCAUACUAACAUACCUUUUACAA